ACGCACACCGGUGAUCCCCAAAGCUAGACUCCUGACUUUGUUGGGGGAGGGGCUGCUACAGACAGAAAGGCACCGCUGACGGCUCUGUGCCUGGGUGCAGCCCGCCAUGGCCAACGAGGCUCGCCCUUGCCCGUGUGACAUCGGCCACAGGUUGGAGUACGGGGGCCUGGGCCACGAGGUGCAGGUGGAGCACAUCAGGGCCUACGUCACCCCGGCGCCCGCGGCCACCGGCAGGGCUGUGGUUGUCAUCCAGGACAUAUUCGGCUGGCAGCUGCCCAACACCAGAUACAUGGCGGACAUGAUCGCAAGCAACGGCUACACAACCAUCGUCCCGGACUUCUUCGUUGGGCAGGCGCCCUGGGACCCCUCUAGGGACUGGUCCACCUUCCCCGAGUGGCUUAAAACAAGAAAUGCCCGAAAGGUUGAUAAAGAGGUCGACGUUGUCCUCAAGUACCUGAAGCAACAGUGCCACGCCCAGAGAAUCGGCAUCGUGGGGUUCUGCUGGGGUGGAGUCGCCGUGCACCAUGUCAUGAUGAAAUAUCCAGAAUUCAGGGCAGGGGUGUCUGUCUACGGCAUCGUCAGGGACACAGAGGACGUGCACGGGCUGAGGAACCCCACGCUGUUCAUCUUCGCGGAGAACGACGCCGUGAUUCCUCUCGAGCAGGUCUCGCUGCUGACUCAGAAACUGAAAGAUCAUUGCAAAGUGGAGUACCAAAUCAAAACGUUCUCCGGGCAAACCCACGGCUUUGUGCAUCGGAAGAGAGAAGACUGCACACCUGAGGACAAGCCCUAUAUUGAUGAGGCAAGAAGGAAUUUACUUGAGUGGCUGAACAAGUACAUCUAGCCACGGCCACGUGCAAGCUGACUCAAAUAGCUUCCACCCCGAACCUUGCCUCCAGUACCUCAUCAUUUGAUUUAAUUUUCACUUCAUGUAAAACAAACCAAGAAACCUGCAGUUCACUGUCACCUGAAAUGCCAGUUCAGUAGGAAUUAAUGUAUGAAAUAACUUAAUUUCCAGCGCGUGCCUAAAUAAAAAAUAUUAGAACAG
Condylura cristata (star-nosed mole) is the source of this 1048-nucleotide messenger RNA. RefSeq names its product carboxymethylenebutenolidase homolog (Pseudomonas) (gene CMBL). Bases 107 to 844 code for a protein of 245 amino acids. The record is from RefSeq and is a predicted model, not a curated record. Gene Ontology annotation, molecular function: hydrolase activity. The transcript is spliced from 6 exons. NCBI's taxonomy places the organism in Eukaryota, Metazoa, Chordata, Mammalia, Eulipotyphla, Talpidae.